GACUCGCUAUCCUAUUUACAUUUGGUUAGCUGCACCCUUUGUUUACAUGGAAUAAAUAAGAAAGAAAGGCACCUAACGGUUUAUGCUGUAUUGUGUUCUGAUCUAAUUGGAAAGUAUCUUUUUUUUUGCUUUUGUGGAAAAAUACGUCUUUCUUCUUUCUCCUUGACGUGUUUGUUGGUGAGCAUAGACGAAGCACAAGUCUGUAGAUUUACAAAGUGAAAUUGAGCCAAACUAUCUUGUAUUGUACAUUUGUAAACUUGCUCGUUGGAAAGGAAAACUCUUUGGGGAAAAGAAUGCCUAUGUUUUGAUGCGAGGAUUGAAGAUUAUAUAUGAUUUACGAAAAGACAAGCUUAUAUUGAAAGUUUUCUAAAUAAUAUAAACUUUUUUAAAAAAGCGUUCACUUUAUUGUGUUGAAUAUGUCAGAUUCAAAUAGACAAUCGAUACACUCUAGGAUGGAGGACAUGAACGAUAGUUCAGGAAAAGAAGAGUUAACAGAGGAGGAAAAACAACUACAGGCUCAAUUACUUGAGGUGCAGAAGAAGAUGGAAGAGAUCAAACAAAAGAAAAGGAAAGUAGCUACUGAAGAAGAAGAAGAAACGAGACGAGCAGCGGUUGAAGUUCCUCGAUCCCCUGAGCCUGUUCGGGUCCUUACAGUGAGCUCUCCGUCCAAAAUGAAGAGCCCGAAACGGCUUUUGUUGGGAAUUGAUAAGGGAAAGACAGGAAAAGAUGUUUCCUUGGGUAGAAAACAAGGGGAACCAGCGGUCAAACCUUUUCAUGCGCGACUAGCGGAAGCUCGAGACAGUGACAAAAAAAAGGAGGAGAGAAAAAAAGAAGCAGCAAAGAAUCGAAAGACUUCAUUUCAUCGAAAGCCCAAUAGUUUGGAAACAAACAGUUCGAAAGAACCUACAUAUCCGACGCCCUGUAACGAAAUUGAGCCAUACUCUCGCCAAGUCAUAAUGGUACGCUAUUUGAGUGAUGGAGAAGUUAAGGAAAAUUUGCAGGGAUGUUAUGUGUAUCUUAUUCGUCAACUGCUAAAACUCAUAGUACCUCCAAAAUAUGAACAACCAGAUGUUGAUACGUUUGUGGUAAUGGGGAUUGUGGCUUACAAUACGGGCACACGAGAAACGAUACACAAAAAGAAAUAUUGUAUGCUUACGCUUACGGAUUUAAAAUGGCAGAUGGAGGUCUUUUUGUUUGGCAAAGCGUUUGAACGGUAUUGGAAAGUACAGCCUGGGACGGUGGUUGCCUUGCUGUGUCCAGAUAUACUAAAGCCAAAGAAUCCAGAUACAGGAAAGUUUUCAUUAAAGCUAGAUUCGGAUUACGACGUGCUAUUGGAGAUUGGAAAAUCAAAGCACUUGGGGUACUGUCAAAGCCGAAAGAAAAAUGGAGAACUUUGUAAGCAUUGGCUGGACAAUCGCUUAUCGGAGGUGUGUGAAUUUCAUGUGGAUAUGGCGGUACAAAGGACGAUGUCGCGACGAACGGAAUUUGGGUCGACCACGACGGUCAUGCAUGAACCACGAGCACGACGUGAGAAGCGUCUUCGUGGUCAAGGAUUCCAAGGGUAUUACGCGGGAGAAAAGUAUUCUGCAGUCCCAAACCUAGCGAUAGGUCUUUAUGACGCGGAAGACGCAGUUCAGCAAGAAAGAGAUCGAAAAGAACGAUACAAAAGACAACAAGCAAAAGCAGAGAGGGAAAGAGAAAUUUUACAACGAUUAACUAUGAAACGAUCGUCGUUACCGGAUGCAUCGUCGUCAUCUGUUUCGCAUUCCUCCAUGAAGAACAACAACAACAAUAAUAAGAACGAUACGGUGUCCUAUACGCCAGCUCUUACAUUAGGCCAUCAAUAUUUGAACCUACAAGCAAGAAAUUCGACAUCAGCGAGUUCUAGUGAAAUGUCGCAAUUGUCUGGUAUCCAUGGAUCGUCUACGUCUGUUGUAGGUCGGCAUCACCAGCUCGUGUCGGGAGGCCCCGACGAUAAGGGAAAGAGUAAACAACAAAAAGAUUGGAAAGACCUUUUGGUAAAGCCGAAUGCAACAAAGACGGCAGUGACGCCGGAUCCAUUUUCAUCGGAGGACAAGUGGAAAUCGGAACAAGAAGGAAGGAAGACGACGGCAUGGAAUUUACCGAAAGAGAAAAGAGAUCCGAAACAACCGGAGCAAGGAAAUUCGAAUGCAAGUAGUUUAUCGCAUGGUACAACAAUGGCACAAAGGAUAUUUUCACCUCGAAGUUUACGAAGAAUUGGAUUUGAUCCUACCUUGAGAAACAGCAAUAGCUGUCCAGGAGGAAAGGAUUCCAAAGGGCAAAAUUCAUCUGUACGCACCUUGGAUUUGAAAAACACAAAAUUCCGUUAUGAAUUUACCGAAAGCGAUGAAGAGGAUGAUUUGGAAAUUGUUGCUUGAAGAAUUCAUUCCCACUUUGGGUUUUCCAGCCAUGGUCUUUCGUCCCGGUAAUGAUUUAUGAUUGAAGAAUAAAGAAUAAAGAAUAAAGAAUAAAG
This is a messenger RNA of Schizosaccharomyces octosporus yFS286, 2494 nucleotides long. RefSeq names its product MCM-associated protein Mcm10. Gene Ontology annotation, biological process: DNA replication initiation; DNA replication. Lineage: Eukaryota; Fungi; Ascomycota; Schizosaccharomycetes; Schizosaccharomycetales; Schizosaccharomycetaceae. The coding region runs from base 417 to 2399 and encodes 660 amino acids. The record is from RefSeq and is a predicted model, not a curated record. Gene Ontology annotation, cellular component: nucleus; replication fork protection complex. Gene Ontology annotation, molecular function: single-stranded DNA binding; DNA replication origin binding. The transcript has a single exon.